This is a messenger RNA of Panicum virgatum (switchgrass), 993 nucleotides long. Its product is annotated as BTB/POZ and MATH domain-containing protein 2-like. Bases 1 to 993 code for a protein of 330 amino acids. NCBI's taxonomy places the organism in Eukaryota, Viridiplantae, Streptophyta, Magnoliopsida, Poales, Poaceae. Gene Ontology annotation, molecular function: protein binding. The record is from RefSeq and is a predicted model, not a curated record. Gene Ontology annotation, biological process: protein ubiquitination. The transcript is spliced from 2 exons.
AUGUCCCUCUACCUCCUAAUGGACGAAGAUGAAGGAGGCGGCGGGGCAGCCGCCGCCGCCGCAGCCGGGGACGACGUCCACGUGGUGUUCAUUUUGAUGAUGUGCGACGUGGGAGGCGGGGCGCGGUAUCUCACGUCCGGCAAGGUCGCCGCCGCCAUCGGCCGGAAGGGGGACGCGUGCAGCUACGAGCGCUUCGUCUCGCGCGAGCACUUCGUGGAGUUUUUCAAGAGCGGCGAUCGCUUCGCGAUCCGAUGCGAAUGCGACCUCACCGUUUUUCCGGCGGGCAGUCGGCCAGAGCUCGGAGCUAGCCGCCGAGGUGUUGUCGUCAUGCUCUCUAGCCACUCGAGUCCAUCCGGCGAGAAGGCGCCGCCGCCAACGCCUGCCCCGGAAGGGGCAGACGUGGAGUUCGAGGUCGGCGGCAAGAUUUUCGCCGCGCACAAGUCCGUGCUCGCCGCCCGGUCGGCAGUUUUCAAGGAGGAGUUCUUCGGCCCGACAAAGGAGAAGGACACCAGCUACGUGCGCAUCAGCGACAUGCACCCGGAGUCGUUCGAGGCCCUCCUGCAUUUCAUGUACACCGACUCGUUGCCGGAGAUGACCAUGAAUUCACUAAAAGAUGGGCCCGUGCUCGCCGAGGAUCUCCUCAUCGCCGCCGGCCGGUACAACCUGAAGGAUCUCAAGUCACUGACGGAGAACAAGCUGUGCAGCCAUGUCGGCGUGAGCACGGUCCUGCUGAUGCUGGCAAUAGCGGAGCAAUACCAGUGCUGCAAGCUUAAGAAGAUGUGCCUAGGGUUCAUCGGUUCUAGAGCCAAUGCGUGGGCGAUCAUGGCGACGAACGACAUUGAGAAUCUGGCAAGAAGCAGUCCCUCCGCCGUGAAGGAUGUGAUCGUUGAGAUUUUGAACACAAGGAUGGCGAGGAGCAAGCGUCUCAUCAAAGCUUUCAUUUUUGCUUGCUGUUUCCAGAUGCUCCUUUUGGUGUUUAUUUGGUAUUCUUAA